GCACGGAGCUCAAAGCCCAAAAAGGCAGCCAAACGGUGCCUGAUUCAAUAUAAACCCAGCAGUGGUAGUCUUAAUUAAUGCCUCUUCUCACGCUGGCGAGCGCUUCGAUGCGUGCUUGAAGAAUACGGCACCCAGGAGCCACAGAGCACACAGAGCAUUUUGGACAGCUCUGCUCUCAGAGUCAGAGCACUGCGCGCGUAAGACAAUGCGCCAGACGCCGCCACCCACACCGUCGGCGCGGUCGCCGCGCCGCAGAGCAGGCUCCAUCUCGUCGGCAGCCCACACCGGAAAGAACUACGUCUUAGUCCUCGUAGGACUAUUAGCGGCUGGCUUAGUCCUGGAGUGCGCACGCCAUUUGAUACGACGCGACGAGCCCGCACCACCGCUCGAAGCAGACGAAACAAACUACCUCCCCGACCCGCGCACGAAAUUAUCACCAGGAGACACCGUCAACGCCUACGAGCUCGUGUCGCUGGCGGGCCAGGCCGGCGGCAACAAGCUCCCGGCGCCGAUCGAGGGGAUUACGCACUUCACGCCGGCCUUGCCCCAUCCUCGAGAUGCCUGCGCAUUGACGGAGAGCGAGCCCGGCGCCCAGACGUCGUUCCGCUGGGCCAUCAAGAGACGUUUGAACAGAGGCGCGCACGGCGAGGUCUGGGCUGCAACUAGAGAGGAGAGGGACUAUGUGCUGAAGCGCAUGUUUUUGGAGAAAGGAGCACACGUACGUUUAGCUGCGGCUCGGGAAGCGUGGUUCGGUGCGGCUCUGGGCGGUCAUUUUGUGGAGAGUUUCGCGACAGCUAGAGGCGACGUGUGGCUGGUCUUCGAACACGCUGGUCGAUCAUUACAUGAUCAUCUGUUCGAGGCCGAUCCUACCAUCGGGGUACUGAGACCUACAAGGGCCUGGCGCCAAUUGCGGUUGGAUGCUGAUGGGCCUCGCAAAUUCGCGGAAUUAUGUGUGGGGCUCCUCGAGGCGACGGCGGCCGUGCACGCGGCGGGCGUCGUGCACCGCGACGUGAGUUGCGGCGUCGCGUUUUUCCUUCGACCCGCGACCUCGACGCCAUCGACGCGGUCGCGGCGAUGGCGUAUGGGGGGCGCCAGGCGCCAUCGACGCGACGCCCGCGCGCAGGUCAAGCCCUCGAACAUAGCUAUUGAUGUGACCGACGAAGGCUACAUGAAGGUGACGCUGCUCGACUUUUCCAGCGCUUGGAGCCGCGAGGCGGAAAGUGCCGGGUUGUACGGCUCGACGGGCCCGUCGCGCGACGAGGAGACCGUCGAGUACAUGCCUCCUGAAAGGUUACUCGACGACGGGACGAAGACGCCGUCCCCUUCCCAGGACGCCUGGGCGAUUGGUGUCGUCUUGCUGGAGGUAUUACUCGGGACGCGCCAGGCCUUCCAGGUGGAUCCACGGACAAGAGCAUUCGUAGAAAAAAGCCUGCGAGGGCGGUCGCGUUUUGAAAUUGAGAAGGCGCUGCUCGAAGCGGCCCUGGCCGAUCUGUGCGUCUUGCCCAAGGACGCGACGCCCUGCGCGCCGACGGAUCUACUGGACGAGCUCCAGGAGCGCGACCCGCUGGAGGUCGGCUUCGCGUCGUACCUCGGCGUCGACGGCGCCGACUUCAUCUCCUCGUUACUAGCGAGGGACCCUUUGGAGAGAGCCCUCCCGGCCCAGGCCCUGAACCACCCGUUCCUCCGGCGCGCCGCGGAGCAGCUCUUCGAGAACGUCCGGCGCAUCGACGCGCCCGCGUCCUUGCUGGUCGAGGCGCCCAGUCGCGCAUUAGAUGCCCCCUACUAUACGCUACCCGGCGUGAGGCGGCGCUUCGACGUCUGGGAGUCGUGCCGGCGCUUCGCGGAGUUGAAGAACAUGACGGCGUUUUGUGAGUACGAUGCAAGAUCGUUGCCGCCCUGCUUAUCAGCACAACGCUUCGAGAUCGACCAGGAGAGCCACUACGGAUUAUGUGACUUGAGGGGGCGGCGGGCGCGCAUCGAAGACCACCACGCGGUCGUGUAUGAUGACCAUUACGCGUUGUGGGGCGUCUUCGACGGGCACGGUGGUAGGGCCGCCGCGCGGUAUUCUGCUCGAGAAUUGCCCGCGGCGUUAUCCACUUUUGGUGACGACGAUAUAAGGGCCGCGUUUCACAGCGUCGAUGCGGCGUUCGACGAUCCGAAGCACGACAAGUCGGGCAGCACGGCGACGGUCGCGGUCGUCGUCAAUCAAUCCCUUGUCGUGGCGAACGUCGGCGACUCGAGAGCUAUAGCCUGCUGCCCGUUGGUCGUUUUGACGGAGGACCACGUCGCGUCGGACGCAAGCGAAGCUUCACGUAUUAAUCAGCUGGGCGGGACCAUUGUUGAAAAACGGGUCGAGGACCGCGUCGUGCUCACGCGAAGUAUCGGAAAUCGGGCGCUCGAUCCCUUGUUGAUCGCGGAGCCUUAUAUCACGCGCUAUCCGUUAUCGUCGUUCCGGUACCUGAUCGUGGCCACGGACGGGCUCUGGGACGUCGUCUCCAACGACGAGGCGGCGCGGUUCGUCGGCGAAAGACUGGACGGGUCCGUCGACGCGGCGCAGCGCGCGGCGAAGGCCCUCGCGCACGAGGCGCUCGUGCGCCAGUCGACGGACAACGUGUGUGUGAUUGUGGUCGAUCUGGAGGCGCAUGGCUCGUAG
Pelagomonas calceolata is the source of this 2653-nucleotide messenger RNA. NCBI's taxonomy places the organism in Eukaryota, Pelagophyceae, Pelagomonadales, Pelagomonadaceae. The record is from the annotation of a GenBank genome assembly.